Molecule: messenger RNA, 804 nt
Organism: Lodderomyces elongisporus
Lineage: Eukaryota; Fungi; Ascomycota; Pichiomycetes; Serinales; Debaryomycetaceae
Exons: 1
Coding region: 1-804 (267 amino acids)
Cellular component (GO): cytoplasm
Molecular function (GO): inositol diphosphate tetrakisphosphate diphosphatase activity; phosphatase activity
Source: RefSeq, a predicted model, not a curated record
AUGACGGCAGUGCUAGAUCCGAAUGCAGAUUCUACUUUACCAACCCAUGAUCUCCCAAAUACAAAUCAAAAUAAAGUUAUUCUGCCGAGUAGCCUGACGUCAACUUCAAUUACCCCAACAAUUGAACCGCAAAUUCCACUAAAUUUGGUUCCACCAUUAAACUUCUCUCUUGUCGAAGACGGGAUCUACCGAUGUGGGUUCCCCAUGCCGAUAAAUUAUCCAUUCUUACAACAAUUAAAUCUCAAGACCAUAAUCUACCUCGGCGACCUCGGGCACGAGCCAACUGAACCCAAAAAGGAGAAGGAUAAAAGGAAAGGAAAUGAAAAGGAGGAACCAAAAGAGAAGGAAAAGGAAAAGGAAAAGGAAAAGGAAAAGGAAAAAGAUAAGAAGAAAAAGAAAAAGGACAAGGAUGGUUCAGUUGAAAUUUUGAACCAGUAUGUCGAUUGGAUUAAAGAUCAAGGCUCGAUAACAUUUCAUAACUUGCUUGUUGAAAGUCUGAAGGAACCAUUCAAUAAGAUGGAAGAGCACGAACAAACUUUGCGCAGCUUGACCACUGCCCUCACAUUGAUUUUGGAUCGGUCAAACUACCCAAUUCUAAUACACUCAAAUAAGGGAAAACAUAGAACGGGUUUGCUAGUUGGGUUGAUGAGAAAGUUGCUACAAGGAUGGUGCCUAAGUGGAAUCUUUGAAGAGUACGAGAAGUUUGCAUUGGGAAAGUUUGAAUAUGACUUGGAACUAAUCGAGAUUUGGCAACCGGAGCUAUGGGUUAAUGACGAUAAUAAGCCAAAUUUUGUACGAAUAUGA